AUGCCCACCCGAAGAAACACUUUUUCUCUACCAUACUCUGGAGACGCCCCCAAAAAACUCGUCAAUCCAAACCUGGCAGUUUUCCACUCUCGACGUAACUCGAACGGCUCUUCGGAUUCACAACGACUGCUGGACCAUAGGGACGAAGGUGUCACCACAUCCACACCUGGAGGUAUCUCUGGACGAAAAAAGAAGCUGAAGAAGAUGAGCUCCCAGUCCGCCAUCAACAAGGGCACACCCCCGAAGCCCUCCUCGUCGGCAAACCAGCCCCGAGAGUCAUCGCAGCUGAGAGCAGAGCAUACCAACUACAACUCUUUCCGACGUCGGCUCUCAUCACAACAGUACCUGCGACCACGACGAGUGUCGGAUUCUGUAGUUGCAGAUGACGACGAGGAAUUAUCUCCUCUCAUGUAUACUGAUUGGGAUAACGACUUUGAUCAUUAUGAUUUGCACAGUGACUUCGAGGGCGACUCCGACCUCAACUCAGAGCCUUCAUCACGACGAAACUCGGACGCUUCGUCUCUCGACGAUGUUUGUAUGUUUCCUCCCGGCUCCGAGGAACAUCAUGAUGACAAGCCUAAGGUGUGGCCCGAGCUAAGCUACCUCGAGGAGUUUGCAGAGCAAGAGCGCAAGGAAGAUGAUGAGACAAGCUCUAUCGGCAUCGUCAACGAGGUAUCAGUGUCGGGUCCCCUAAGACCCAAGCGAGUUGUGCCAUGGAAGCGAGGCAUCAAGCGGCAGGAUUCUGGUAUUGGUACUGACUUCCAAUUUCGAUUCACGUAUUUCCGUGAAGAUCUUGAGGCGACCAUUCAUUCGCAGAGCAUUUCGGGAUUGGUCAAGGGUGGCCAAUCGUUUGCGGACCUGUUUCCUGAACGUGUUGAGGUGGAGGGCAGUGACAAGCACGAAAAGUUCAUUCCCACUGAACGAAACUCAGUACCGACAAGAGCAUCUACGCCAACUCCUGGAGACAGAAGUGGAAACGAAGGUAGAUCAUCUUCCAAAGACGCACCUCGGGAUUUGGUACUUUCGAAAGUCCAGAGUCAGCACACAGGUUCAAGUGGAGACAGGGAGAGGGGAAACAGUGUCGGUGACCGAGGAGAAAAGACACCCCGAGAUCACAACGGUAGCAUUAGUGGUCAGAGCUCCCACACAACUACGGGACCUGCCGCGCAUGCCACUCCUGAGCCCUCCGAUACUCCCUUCUGGCUGGAUGUGCUCAACCCCACUGAGGAAGAGAUGAAGGUCUUGUCGAAGGCAUUCGGUAUCCAUCCACUCACAACCGAGGAUAUUUUCUUGGGUGAAACUCGCGAGAAGGUGGAGCUCUUCAGAAACUACUAUCUCAUUUGUUUCCGAUCGUUUGAUGUUUUGCGAACUAAGAAGAAAGGUAGCAGCAUCUCAUCGAAGGCGUCGAAGAAACGGGCCCACAAGCACAAUCGACAGCUCAAACCUCUGAAUAUGUAUAUCAUCGUGUUCCACUUUGGUGUGCUGACGUUCCAUUUUCUGCCUACAGUUCAUCCCGUUAAUGUGCGUCGACGUGCACGGCUCCUGCGUGAUUACCUCACUGUUUCCUCAGACUGGAUUUCGUAUGCCAUUAUCGAUGACAUCACGGAUGCCUUCCAGCCCAUGAUCGAUUCGAUCCAGGAAGAAGUGGAUGAUAUUGAAAACGAUAUUCUCAAACUCCAUGCAGGUGCGGAUUCUUCCGAUGAUGAGGAGACUGAAUUCUACACCUACGAAGAUGAGCUUGACAGGCGACAGAGGCGUGGGUUCGGUGGUAUCGCCGACGACUUGCGUUCUCUCUCUUCCAUGUCAUCCACGACCACAACCUCUACCAUUCGACUGAAAAAUAAGGGUGAUAAUCUGUACCGAAUUGGAGAGACCCGAAAGAAGGUCAUGUCCUUGUCUCGGCUUCUUGGAAACAAAGCUGAUGUGAUCAAGGGCUUCGCGAAGCGGUGCAAUGAGCAAUGGCAGGUUGCACCCCGAAGUGAAAUCGGCCUUUAUCUGGGCGAUAUUCAGGACCAUAUCGUGACUAUGGUUCAGUCUGUCAACCAUUUCGAAAAGAUUCUUGCUCGAGCGCAUUCCAACUGUCUGGCCCAAGUCAAUAUCGAUAUGACGAAGAUCAACAACGAUACAAACGAUGUACUGGGUAAGAUUACUGUCCUCGGUACUAUUGUGCUUCCGAUGAACAUUGUCACCGGUCUAUGGGGUAUGAACGUCAUUGUUCCUGGACAAGAACAUAAAGGCACCGUUUGGUUCUGGGGAAUCACGGCAUCGCUGUUUUUCUUUGCUAUCGCCUCCUACUGGGGGGCCAAGAGAGUUUAUGGGGUCUAA
Molecule: messenger RNA, 2325 nt
Organism: Yarrowia lipolytica CLIB122
Lineage: Eukaryota; Fungi; Ascomycota; Dipodascomycetes; Dipodascales
Biological process (GO): magnesium ion transmembrane transport; intracellular magnesium ion homeostasis
Cellular component (GO): fungal-type vacuole membrane
Molecular function (GO): magnesium ion transmembrane transporter activity
Source: RefSeq, a predicted model, not a curated record